GGAAAAUAACACUAGACUUCAGGUGCGUCACUCAUAUCCCCCCCAGCCUGCUCCCGCAGCCGGUUUGAGCUGUCACUGAUCCAGAUCUACGUUUUGGGCGAUGUGGUUUGAGAAACAAUAAGUUAUGAGUGGAAGGAGGAGAGGAAAACCCAAUCGGGGUGGAGGACGGUUUAAUAAGCCCAGAGGAGGAGGAGGAGGAGGUGGAGGAGGGGGUGGUGGAGGGAGGAAAGGAGCCAGUGGUUGGGAUGAUGGAGAUGAUUUCAGCCUGGACCUUGGACCAAGUCGCUCCUGCAAACCUCCACCAAGCAGAGGCAGAGGAAGGGGUGCUUUUCAAGGGACAAGCCAUGGCAGCAGUAGGGGCAGGGGACGAGGCAGUGGUCAGAGUUUUCCCAAGUUUUCUUAUGAUGGGAGAGGUGGCCCCAGACAAGGCGAGGAACGGCGAGAUAGGGUUAGAUCAGAGCAGGUUCAUCUGCCCCUACAGAAGAUCCACAUGACAUCAGAAAACCAGCUGCAAGUUAAAGAACUGCUGAGAGAACUUCAGAGUCAGGAAUACAACACACCAAACAGCGGCUCAGACUAUGAGGCAGAGGAAGAGGAGGAAGAGUAUGAUGAGCUGGACUACCGUGAAGAUGGUCAGUUCUGGAGCACUCAUGAUGAUGGAGUAGAGUGUGCAGAGGAUGGCACCUAUGAGGAAGAUUAUAAGGAAGAGACACGAGCCAAACCGGAGCCGGUUGUUUCCCUGUUUGCUUUAGGCACUCUCUGCAGGUAUGGCUUUGAUCGUGACCGAAGUAGGCAAGCCCUGGAAGCAGGGCAAGGCAGCUCAGGGCAGAGCAGUGGGCGAGGUGAAGUUGGAGCAACAUUAGAGUUCCUCCUCUCUCAGAUGUUUGCUGAGAGGUUUGGUUCCACAGCCCUCGGCCCUCAGGUGCCUGACCCUCCCUCACAGGAGGAAUGUGUGGCCCUUCGCCAGGAGGAGGCCCUCGCUUUAACUGCCAUAUAUGGGGAACGCUUCUGUGAACGAAUCAGUGAUCAUGUCUGGACUGUCAAUCUGGAUCUUCUGUGGUUGACUGAGGGCCAUAGCAGGUCUUCAGACUCAACCACUGGUAGACAUCAAACAGGGUCUUCAUCCACUCAGUUGUGCAAGUUCUUCCUAAAAGGAGGAUGUAAGUUCGGAAACCGCUGCAAGUUCAAACACCAAAGCCAAACAGAGUCCAGUGGCCAUAGAGACCCAUAUGGACCCAGCCAACCUGGGUUUAGUAGUACUGAACCCCCUGUUUACCAACUGGAAGUCCGAUUUCCGACAGGAAGUCGUUACCCCUUCCAGCCACCAUUAGCUGCCUUCAGUACGACUGAUGAUGCAAUCUCUGGAGCAGGACGCCUUAAUGUGACAGAAUAUCUUUUCAGCCAGUCACUUACAGCUGCGCAAGAGGGUGAGCCAGUGGUCUACACCCUCAUCUCCUGCCUUGAAGAAGAUGGGCCAGUCAGAGAGCUUCUUUCAGCUUCUCAUCACAAAUAUAGUGCCCCACCCCCUGUGAUAGCUCCACCUGCUGUCACCACAAGGAGCCGGGGCCCUAAGAGCAACACAGACAACAGCAUGCCGACCAGCACUUCAGCUACAUCCAGAACAACUGACAUCCCAACCUCAGAGAUCACCCCCCUUAGAGUCAGACGCACAGAAGCAGAGUGUCUCAACAAAGAGGAUGUAGAAGAUGAAGAUGAGGAAUAUGAUGAAGACAGUGAAGAAUGUGUUCCUGUGGAGAAUGAGAGCUAUGUGAACUUAAGGAAGAAGAUGGGGAAGAAGGCUGAGACUAGAGCUGAAGACAUUCUGAAGGAGAACAAGAAACUUUGCAGAGAGUUCACAAGAAAAUCGUCUUCCAGGCGCUAUGGCUCCAUGCAGCAGCAGAGGUGCAAGCUGCCUGUGUGGGAGGAGAAGGAGAACAUUCUGGACUCUCUGGAUAAGAAUCAGGUUCUCGUGAUCAGUGGGAUGACUGGGUGUGGUAAGACCACACAGAUCCCCCAGUUUAUCUUGGAUGAUUCACUGAGCAGGCGACCAGAGGCUGUAGCCAACAUCAUAUGUACUCAGCCACGGCGCAUCUCUGCCAUUGCUGUGGCAACCAGGGUUUCGCAGGAGCGGGCAGAGGCUCUGGGCCACUCCACGGGGUACCAGAUACGCUUGGAGACCAUCAGGUCCUCUAGUACUAGGCUGUUGUUCUGCACCACCGGUGUUCUGUUACGGAGAUUAGAGGGAGAUGCUGAGCUCAGUGGGGUCACCCAUGUUAUUGUGGAUGAGGUCCAUGAGCGCACGGAAGAGAGUGACUUCUUGUUGCUGGUUCUGAAGGAUCUGAUGGUGCAGAGGUCAGAUCUGAAAAUCAUCCUGAUGAGUGCUACUCUCAACGCUGAUCUUUUCUCACAAUAUUUCCACAAUUGCCCCACUAUCCACAUACCAGGUAAAGUCUUUCCCGUGGAGCAGUUUUUCCUUGAAGAUGCCAUUGCUAAGACUAGGUAUGUGAUAGAGGAUGGCAGCCCAUAUCGGCGUUCAGCAAAACAAAACGGCCCGUCCAAUCAAGGGGGCAAGGCUGGGAGAGGACGGCCUGUUGUUGAGGACAUGGAUGACGAUGGUGGUUGGUCAUUCGGCUCCUUCAUGAAGAAAGAUGCGGUGAAAGACUCCAUACCUGACCAGCAGCUCAGUCAGCAGGAGCUCACACUGCGAUAUCCAAAUUACUCAAAGACUGUGGUGAAAACCCUGGCUGCAAUGGACCUGGAUAAAAUCAACAUGGAUCUCCUGGAAAGUGUCCUUGAGUGGAUUGUAGAUGGAGACCACAACUUCCCUCCAGGUGCUGUUCUGGUCUUCCUACCUGGGUUAGCUGAGAUAAAGCAACUGUAUGAGCAGCUGCAGUCCAACAGAAUGUUCAACAAUAGAACAGCUAAGAGGUGUGUGGUGUAUCCACUCCACUCCUCGCUGUCCAAUGAGGAGCAGCAGGCAGUGUUUACACGUCCACCAGAGGGCAUCACCAAAAUCAUCAUCUCCACUAACAUUGCAGAGACAUCAGUAACCAUCGAUGACGUAGUUUAUGUCAUUGACUCUGGCAGAAUGAAAGAGAAAAGGUAUGAUGCCAGCCGCAGUAUGGAGAGUUUGGAAGACGUGUGGGUGUCUCGCGCUAACGCUCUGCAGAGGAAAGGGCGAGCAGGCCGCGUGGCAUCUGGAGUCUGUUUCCAUCUAUUCACCAGCCACCGCUUCAUCCACCAUCUCAGCCAGCAGCAACUCCCUGAGAUUCAGAGAGUGCCUCUGGAGCAGCUGUGCCUCAGGAUAAAAGUGUUGGAGAUGUUCUCCGAGCGUCCCCUGGACUCUGUGUUCUCUCGUCUCAUAGAGCCUCCAGCAGGGGGCAGUCUGGAGGCUGCCAAGCAGAGGCUGUGUGCUCUCGGGGCUCUGACGGAAGCCGAAUGUCUGACUCCACUAGGCUGGCAUCUGGCCUGUCUCCCUGUGGACGUUCGCAUUGGAAAGCUGAUGCUGCUGGGAGCCAUUUUCCGCUGCUUGGACCCAGCACUCACAAUCGCUGCCAGCCUGGCCUUCAAGAGCCCUUUCGUCUCUCCAUGGGAUAAACGAGAGGAGGCUAAUGAGAGGAAAUUAAGUUUUUCUCUUGCCAACAGUGACCAUCUCGCUCUACUGCAGGCAUACAAGGGCUGGUGUAGUGCAGAACAGAAUGGCUCCAAGGCUGGCUAUCGGUACUGCAGAGAGAACUUUCUGUCUAUACGAGGCCUACAGGAGAUAGCAUGUCUCAAAAGACAGUUUGCAGAGCUCCUGUCUGAUAUUGGCUUUGUAAAGGAUGGGUUGAAGGCCAGAGACAUAGAGAGAAAGAGCUCCAAAGGAACUGAUGGAGUGUUGGAAGUCACAGGCUAUGAGGCAAACCUGAAUGCUGAUAACACAAAGCUGAUGUCAGCCAUGCUGUGUGCUGCCCUCUAUCCCAAUGUAGUCCAGGUCAGUCUCCACAAGGGAAAGUUUAAGCAGACGAGCAAAGGGGCGGUUAAGAUGCAGCCUAAAGCAGAGGAGCUUCGCUUUGUGACUAAAAAUGAUGGAGCAGUUCAUAUACACCCCUCAUCUGUCAACUUUACGGUGCGUCACUAUGACAGUCCGUACCUGGUCUAUCAUGAGAAGGUGAAGACCAGCAGGGUGUUUAUCCGCGAUUGCAGUAUGGUAUGCGUGUAUCCUAUGGUGCUGUUUGGUGGGGGGCAGGUGAACGUGGAGCUGCAGCGUGGGGAGUUCAUCAUCUCUCUGGAUGACGGCUGGAUUCGAUUCGCCGCCGCCUCACAUCAGGUGGCUGAGCUAGUGAAGGAGCUGCGUUGGGAACUGGAUCAGCUUCUAGAGGAGAAGAUCAAAAACCCCAGCAUGGACCUGAUCACCUGCCCACGAGGCUCCCGCAUCAUCCAAACCAUUGUGUCUCUUAUCUCAACCCAGUGAGAUACACACACUCAUCAUACUCACUUAAAAUGUCACUUCUCUCAUUCACACCUGCUGCAUGCAUAAUCAUAUAUCCUCAGUCAUAUCCAACACAUCCAGCCUUUUCUACAACGCAACGGUUUCAAGACAUAACAUGAAUUGUGUCACUAUGCAAACACCGCUCUCACACUCAGAUAUUUGAAUGAUUUCAUAAUACUUGAAUAAGAUAAACCACAGAGCAAUUCAGAUCAGUCUUCUUAGUUAGUAAUAGGAUUUAUUUGAAUUGUCUUUGUGAUGUCACGUUUGUUUCUUCCACAGAAGAAAGAAUAGAAAAUACAGUUUCACCACUUGAGUGAUUUACAUUUAUACUGUAAAUUGGGACUGAGUCCAUAUUGGAUUCUGUGAGGGAGAAACAGUUUGCCUUAUUUUGUUCUGCAGUGUUACAUUGAGGAGCACUUACAAGUGAAAGCAUGUGCAUGACAUAUCGAGUGUAAAGCAUGAAGAAUGUUUUAUUUUUUUCAUUUGUUUGUUUAACGACUGACUAUUUAUGUGAAGAAUGAAUGAUCGUCAUAAACGCAAAUGAUAUGAACUCAUGUAUAUUUUGCCAAAGGACAUUUGGAAUGUCUUGAUGGGAGCUGCAUAACAAGAAUAAAACACAAGCCCAAGAAUGGUUUGUUAUACAAAUGUAACUUCUGAUCGAUUUUAUUUGAUGAAAGCAGAAAAGUGACAGUAUACAUGUUGAUUGACUAAUUUCCCUUAGAGCAAAAUCAACAGUUUGUUAAUUAUGAGUUGAGUUAACAAGGCAUGUGGCUGCUUUGGAA
Messenger RNA from Colossoma macropomum (tambaqui), 5253 nucleotides. It is a transcript of the gene dhx57, whose product is annotated as DEAH (Asp-Glu-Ala-Asp/His) box polypeptide 57. Gene Ontology annotation, molecular function: RNA binding; ATP binding; protein binding. Gene Ontology annotation, cellular component: intracellular anatomical structure. Bases 125 to 4453 code for a protein of 1442 amino acids. The transcript has 23 exons. The record is from RefSeq and is a predicted model, not a curated record. NCBI's taxonomy places the organism in Eukaryota, Metazoa, Chordata, Actinopteri, Characiformes, Serrasalmidae.